This is a messenger RNA of Sclerotinia trifoliorum, 1734 nucleotides long. The record is from the annotation of a GenBank genome assembly. NCBI's taxonomy places the organism in Eukaryota, Fungi, Ascomycota, Leotiomycetes, Helotiales, Sclerotiniaceae.
CAGAUCAUUCUUCAUCGUAAGGACCUUCAUCACUUUCACUGCGAACACUCAUACAUGGCAAAGCUGCAAUUGAUUUCCUCCUGGAUUGUCUCUCGCUGCAGGAAAGCUCACAUUUCAUAAUACUUAAUAAAUUGUCAAUGGAAUGAGCGAUGAGAAGAAUGCUAAGCGCCAACGUGCCCUUGGCAUCAACAUUCCUCAACCAACAUGUUAACAUUCCACGCUUAUUUUGGUUUCCUGUUGAUGUUGUCAAGCACAUAUUCAUAUACCAGCAGAUUCCACGUUUGAGUAAUGUAUCAGUUCAUGCGAAUCGUUGACGAUUUUAUGUUAUCCAGCCUUCGCAUUUUUACCUUUCUCUUAUACAGACUUAGAUAGUCUUCUUUCUCUUUGCACUUUUCAUUCAAUCAUCGCCAACAGUCAUGUUAAGGAUCUUGAUUUUUACUUUGAUGCUGUGCAUAUUACCUAUUGAAGUAAUAGGAAGAUCCAGGAAGUCAGAUCGUAUUCAUCUUUCGUCUACCAGCUCACCAGGGGAUGAUGGUCAAGAAAACUACAGACCAGAAAGCACUGCACAAGCUUAUCAAGAAGGGUCUACUAGACAAACAACCUCGGUCAAUUAUACCUUACCAUGGCCUGCUACUAAGUCUAUUCAACCCGCUGUCAUUUUCCAAGGAAUGAAUGUUACAUCGGUGAUUCCAAUUUACGAGACAUGCAACUUGCCAGGAGCAAGUACUACAUCAUGUUCACCAUCUUUUCAAACUCUCAUCACUACCAAGUGUUCAACGGUAUUGACAGGAUACUUCACGAGACAUACUGUCUCAGAGUGUGAUGAGAUUGUCACUUUUUCUACACAGUAUGGCUAUUCUUUAGCUACCACCACUGCUUCCGCGAGCAGAGUCACGCAUCUCCACAGACGGAGUAAAGGCAUGUUAGUUACACAGAAAAAUGUUCAUAAUAUUACAACAUAUUACGCUGCUCCAUGGCAAUCAAUAGCAGCGGAUGACCCCUCAGACAUACAUGUUACCAUUUGUGGGCUCUCUUCUGAUGGAGUUCUGGUGUGUACGACUGUCAGUGAAGUUUGGGUCACUCAUACGGAGUAUUUGCCGGUUUAUAAUACCGAGGUCAUUUCAGUGUCGACUGUAGUAUCUUCAGUAUGUAAGCAUGCGUAUAUGAUCACAGAUAUGACUAACAUCCUUAGACCGGUGUGCUGGCAUUUGCUUCAGACAUAUAUAUAACAAUCACGCCCGGAACUCUUAUCCUCUCAACGCAGAUAGUAUCCACAAGUUUAUCAGUGAAGAACGUCACCUCAACGUCUACUAUCGGAAGCAUGAGCUCGGGGUUAGCAGACCUGGGAUCUAGUGUUGAAGAUUCCACAACAACAAUUUAUAUUACAGGUCCUGCAACUACCACAACAAUAAACCUGGGCUUAGUCUCAUCUCUCACUUCCAUCGCACAACUGUGAGUGUAGACACUAAAUGCAUUUUCAUAGAUGUUACUGACAAACCAUUGUGACUAGAAAAACACGCACAACAACCAUUACUAGUACAAAAAAGAUAACAAGAACCACCACUUUUACACCUGUACGUCGAACCAUAUGACAAACUUUUCAUACCCUCUAUUAAUCAGCAUUCAUAGCGUCGCACUAUAUUCCGAACUACUUAACUAUUCAGCAAGUUCUAAAUUUGGGCUAGGUUUGGUAUCUUAGAGAUUCAUUAGCAAUUGCUUCAUUGUCUGUGUAGC